Panicum virgatum (switchgrass) is the source of this 997-nucleotide messenger RNA. RefSeq lists its product as uncharacterized. Gene Ontology annotation, cellular component: mitochondrion. NCBI's taxonomy places the organism in Eukaryota, Viridiplantae, Streptophyta, Magnoliopsida, Poales, Poaceae. The record is from RefSeq and is a predicted model, not a curated record. The transcript has 4 exons. Bases 105 to 710 code for a protein of 201 amino acids.
UUCUCCUAUCUUGUCCUGCCCCGGCGGCUGUGCAGCUGUGUGCCCGCCUCGUCUUCGUCCUGCUCCUUCCACUCCCACCCCGAGUCCCAGCCAUCCGCCCGUCCAUGGCGGCAACGGCCCUGCCCCUCCCCAGCCCCUCGGCGGGGGCGCUCACGGCCAGGCAGCGCCGCCACCACCGGUCGCCGCAGCCGCAGCUCCAGCUCCAGCGCGGCUCCCUCCUCGCCUGCCGGGCCCUCCGGCCGCCCCUGCCGCGCCGGCGGCUCGCGGUCUCCGCCGUGCAAGAGACGAAGGAGGGCGAGGCCAAGACGGCCGAGGAGAUCACCGAGAAGUACGGGCUCGAGUUCGGCCUCUGGAAAGUGUUCAGCUCCAAGGAGGAGGAGGGAGGCGAGGGGAAGAAGAAGAAGUCGCGGACGGACCAGGCCAAGGAGCUCCUGGCUAAGUACGGCGGCGCGUACCUGGCCACCUCCAUCUCGCUCUCGCUCGUCUCCUUCGCCCUCUGCUACCUCCUCAUAAGCGCCGGCGUCGACGUGCAGGACCUGCUCGCCAAGGUCGGCAUCGCGACGGGCGAGACCGGAGGGAAGGUGGGGACCUUCGCGCUGGCCUACGCCGCGCACAAGGCCGCGUCGCCGAUCAGGUUCCCGCCCACGGUGGCCCUGACGCCGGUGGUCGCCAGCUGGAUUGGCAAGAUCAGGAAGGGCGGCGGCGACUGAUGAGGCGCCACCGGUGAAGUAAAACGGGCCACUUCGUUUCGAUAUUUUCCAGAUACUGGGGCCCUAAGUGGACUGCCAACUCCUCCAAUGAAGCCAGGACUGGUCAUAACCAAUUCGAGUGACUCAGCAGUAUUACUUUCUCCAUAGGGUGCUUUUCUUUUUAGCUGCACACAAAAUGAGGAAAUGUAUUAGUAAUAACUGACACUGGAUAUAGUCAUAAGCGGUAACCAGCAAGACUUGCUAAAACCUGACAAAACUUCAAGAAAUAGAUAAAUGCACGAUGAACA